Molecule: messenger RNA, 4279 nt
Organism: Sinocyclocheilus anshuiensis
Lineage: Eukaryota; Metazoa; Chordata; Actinopteri; Cypriniformes; Cyprinidae
Product: ETS domain-containing protein Elk-1-like
Exons: 9
Coding region: 626-2179 (517 amino acids)
Biological process (GO): cell differentiation; regulation of transcription by RNA polymerase II
Cellular component (GO): nucleus
Molecular function (GO): DNA-binding transcription factor activity, RNA polymerase II-specific; sequence-specific DNA binding
Source: RefSeq, a predicted model, not a curated record
GAAAAAAAAAGAAACAAGUAGUCGUAGUCGAGGCGUUCGUGGAAACAGGAAGCAAAGAGGGGGAAAGCCAAGCAGAGGUUGUUGUUGUUACAAAAAAAAUUUAAGAAGGGAGCGCUCUGUCUUUUCCCUCCCAGCUAUUUUGAGCUCUUUAAACUAACAGUGCAGCCGCGGACUUUCAGUCCGUUGCUUGGACACCGCUGAAGGAGAGAAGCUCGCGCGCUUCGCGGACCAACGGCUACCUGAUCAGGGGUGUCGGUUUAUUUGCCCUCCCUCACCGUCCACCACACUGGAAUUAACCCCACUUUACUGAUACCGUAUUAUUUUAAAGGCAGGGCGUGCCAUUCCACCUUUUAAACGUGGCCCUGGUCGUUUUACUGGAGUGUUUUGGCGUUUGAAGAAGUCUUCAGUCUGUCUGACAAGAACGGUGCAAGCGCAGGCAGCCUGAGCUAACGCGAGCUAGCGACUUAGCUGCUAAUGUCAACUAACAUGGAGGGAGAGGUGCAUGUGUUACAUAACAACCAAACGCAAUUAAACCACCGACUUUUGACACCCAGCAAGCACAGUUAUGGACGUGAAUUAAUCUCCAAAGAAUAAAACGGCCCAUAAACACAUUUAUUUGGCAGAGAUGGAGUCGAACCCGCUGAUCAUUGCAAUGGAUCCGUCCAUUACAUUGUGGCAGUUCCUGCUACACCUGCUGGAUGAUCAGAGUCAGAAGCAUUUGAUCUCCUGGACAUCUGGGGAUGGAGAGUUCAAACUGCUGGAUGCCGAGGAGGUGGCCAGACUCUGGGGGCUGCGCAAGAACAAAACCAACAUGAACUAUGAUAAACUGAGCAGGGCACUUCGUUACUACUAUGACAAGAAUAUUAUUAAGAAAGUUAGCGGCCAGAAGUUUGUCUACAAGUUUGUGACCUUUCCGGAUCCCAACUCUGCUGAUGGGCUGAAAGGGCCUGAGGAUUCCCAGAGGGCCACUACAGGGGAGAAAUUGGAGCUUUCCAUUCAGACCAAAUCUAACACCACCAACCCGUGUCUCUCCAAGAGCCUGCAGGUUCAGCACUCCUCUCCUAGCUCAGUGCAACGCAGCUCCCGCAACGAUUACAUGAAGUCUGGUCUCUACUCCACUUUCACUAUCCAGUCCCUGCAGACGCCCUACAAAACCACAUCCAAAUUCAUCAAAACAGAGCACGUCCUGAGUGACUGCAGCCCCAAUCCUGCCCCUCUGGACUGCACAGUGCAUGAGAUGCGAAUGUGUCAGACAGAAGGACAGCAGGGAACUGUUCAGGCCCAGUCGGCUGUAGAGAGCAGCAGUCUGCAGGUGAUAGUGACCCACCCGUCCCCAUGUGCUACUCCCGCCCUCAGCCCACAGACGUCCUCUGGAUCUGCCAUGGCAACCACGAAUACUCAAGCACAGAAGAGCCAGAGUUUGGGUGACCCACCCCAGAUCUACCUGUCUGAUUCCAGCUCUCUGACCUCGCUCAUUCCUCUAGCUCAUGGAGAAUGUAUAGUCAACCAUUCUCAGCCUGUGUUUGUGGUCAUAAAGCCUUCGCCAGUCGGGCUGCCCAAAGAGUCCAGCCUCCCGCCUGAAGACGACUUGCUGGAGAUUGUCCAUUUGGAUGACAAAACAGAUGUUGAGCCAGUGUCCACAGUGCCUGUCCCUGGAGUUACAGAUGCCCCUAUCCCUGUGGAUGCUCCAUCACCCUGUGUGGAGCCAGUAUCCCAGCCGGUUGGAGAAGGGGAAGUGAAAGAGAAGCCUGAGCUACCCGAGGACACCAAUACUGCAUCAGCCUCCCUCCCAGCAAGCACGCAGGAAGUACAGCCUCCUAAAUCAAAGAAGCCCCGAGUGCUGGAACUGCCAUCUUCGUCUACGCUGCUGCCCCCUGGACUCUCACUGGAUAAGGUCAAUGCAGCAGUGAACAGCCUGCUGGCCUCUGGCAGUGCCACAAACACCUUAACACCCACAGUCAUCACCUCCCAUGCCCUGACUCCAGUGCUGUUGACACCGAGUCCGCUGCCAUCAACCAUUCACUUCUGGAGCACUCUCAGUCCAAUCGCUCCACGCAGCCCUGCCAAGCUCUCCUUUCAGUUCCCCUCCAACGGAAGCAAUCAGAUCCAGAUCCCAGCACUGAGCGUGGAUGGCCUAUCCACACCUGUCGUUCUCUCCCCUGGACCACAGAAACCAUAACUUGCGAUUUAAUUCCCUUAUCUCCUGCCGUGGUGAUUGGCUCCCUCCCCAGCCAAUGAAACGCUGAGGACGGCCAAUGAAAGAUGGGACACUCCAUAUCAAGUUCUGCUGUGAGUUGGGCGGGGCUUCUGCUCCAAUGUUGACUCGGGAGGAGUGCGCUCUCAGCCGGCCUUCACGAUUGGUUGACAGAGCGGCCCGAUUCUGGGCUUGAUGGUGGCAUUUCAUAGACUAUUUGCUCUUUUGAUUUUCCUUUGCCUUUUAUAUGAUCAUCAUGGACGGUUAUUUAUUUAUUUCUGAUGUUUCUUGGUGCAUCGUGAGAUGCAUAUACCAGAAUGCUCAUGUGAACUUGGAACUCGGCGAUCUCAAUUUUAUUUUUGAUUUCUCACCGUAACAUUAUGAGUUAUGGACCAGACGAGGUAUCCUUUGAUUGAAUCAAGGCAUAAAAUGAUAUUUACUUCACAGAUGGAGCAUGCAAGUUAAUUUCUUUCUUCGGCAUUACAGAGACACAAAUACAUCAUUUAUAGUAACACUGUUAUUUAAACAUUUUGUGUUUUUUUUCCAUGGACAAAGGAGUCCAUUUUCCUAAAGUGGCAUUGAAAAUGCCAGAGGAAUGUAACAGCCAUUCCCAGGAUUUGAAGAGGUGGAACCAGGGAGGAAAAGAUACAAAGAGAUUCUGAGUGAUAUCAUGAUCUGGAAUGUAUCAAUCUUUUUCUUCUAUUGCAUCAUUCCUUUAUUUCAGAACCUUCUUCUUGUAGAUAUAUGUUGCACCCAUUCCAAGAUUUGAAAGAUUGAAUUUUGUAUUCUUGCUUUUCUGUUUUUGUUGUUGUCUUUAGUAAUUCUAUCAAGGAGCCCUUUCUCUGGCAGCAUUGACAAUGCAGGUGAAGGUUUCAGAAGUGUCGCAGUGAAGCUUUGCAGUUUCAUGCUUUUUUUUUUCUUUAAAAGAAAACACCAGAGGAGACCAAAGACCAGCUGUUUAUAUACAAUCCAUCUUAGCAUCUCUAUCCUUUUUUUUCUCUUGUUUCGCAUUUUCUCUCGCUCUCGUCUUUUUAUUUUUACACUGCCGCAUUAAAGGGCUAUAAGAACCUUCACGCAACCAAAACCCUCUCACUUCUGACACUGUAUAUAACUGAUACAUCUAACUCGCCAGCUAUAAGUGUAAAACACAUUAAUCCUUGUAAAUAAAGUAAUUUAUGGCAGAACAGGAAGUAUGUAGCUUCAGCUGCUUUCGAUGUUGUUAGUAGUUUUGUGCAGCCUGCCUCUUAUGCUAUGUUCGUCUGAUGUGUUAAAAUCACACUCACGGUUGUUACCGCAAAGCUGUCAACAGCUCGACGUGUCAAAGCAGGCACGCAAAUACGUAUCAACUGACAAACAAAGUCAACAAUUAUUUGCAUGUCUUCUUGUGCUUGUAGUUUCUCAAGUUUCCUGUGGAGAAAUCAUGGUGGUUAUAUAUAGAGUUCUGCAGAAAGCUGUAGUCAGUGUUUAUGGACAGUAACUGCCUCCACUGCAUACAGCCUUUUCUGUACGGCCGUUUAUAUCAUUUCAUUUGACCUGAGUUUGCUGAACUCACACAUAACAUCCUUGUUUUCCGUUUUAAGAACAUUUGGGCAACAGUGUCUUUCACUUUAGAACAUUUUGGCUCUUUAAGUUGGUGCUUUUUGUUGUUUUAAAGAGUGUUCUGGUUUGAUAUCUGCGUAAUUGUAAUGAACUUGGGAGGAUUUGCUGGUAGCAUGCUGCAAUUGCUUACGCUUGUCACCUCUCAGAUUGUUCUCUCCUGCAUUUUGUGCACCUCAUGGCUGAUUUGUUACAUGGACCAAUGCGAACUGUUCUUUUCUCAGUGAAUGACUGUUUGUUUUAAGAUGAAGCACUUGAGAAAAGCCUUGAAGAUCAGUAAAUGUUCACCACAGCUCUUGGUGUCCUUUUAAUAUGUACCGAUGAUGUCAUGGACGCCCACAAGUCGACACAUUGAAUGUUCUGUUCGGGGGGCAUUUUGGGAGUCACCCCCUCACGUUUCCACGUGCUAAGCUCGGUGAACUGAUAUCAGCUUAACCUCCUGAGACCCUGCAUCCUCAUAUGAGGACAUUAUAUUUUAGUGAAUUUCUC